GCCGGGUCGGGAGGGGCCCACCAGCCCGGGAGACACUCCAUAUACGGCCAGGCCCGCUUUACCUGGGCUCCGGCCAGGCCGCUCCUUCUUUGGUCAGCACAGGGGACCCGGGCGGGGGCCCAGGCCGCUAACCCGCCGGGGGAGGGGGCUCCAGUGCCCAACACCCAAAUAUGGCUCGAGAAGGGGAGCGACAUUCCUGUGAGGCGGCUCGGGGGGAGAACCCGCGGGCUAUAUAAAACCUGAGCGUGGGGACCAGCGGCCACCGCAGCGGACAGCGCCGAGAGAAGCCUCGCUUCCCUCCCGCGGCGACCAGGGCCCCAGCCGGAGAGCAGCAGGUGUAGCCACCCGCCCAGAAACCCGACGCCAUGUGUGACGAAGACGAGACCACCGCCCUUGUGUGCGACAAUGGCUCCGGCCUGGUGAAAGCCGGCUUCGCCGGUGACGACGCCCCUAGGGCUGUGUUCCCGUCCAUCGUGGGCCGCCCUCGCCACCAGGGCGUCAUGGUGGGUAUGGGUCAGAAAGAUUCCUACGUGGGCGACGAGGCUCAGAGCAAGAGAGGUAUCCUGACCCUCAAGUACCCCAUCGAGCACGGCAUCAUCACCAACUGGGACGACAUGGAGAAGAUCUGGCACCACACCUUCUACAACGAGCUCCGGGUGGCCCCCGAGGAGCACCCCACCCUGCUCACCGAGGCCCCCCUCAACCCCAAGGCCAACCGCGAGAAGAUGACUCAGAUCAUGUUUGAGACCUUCAACGUGCCCGCCAUGUACGUGGCCAUCCAGGCAGUGCUGUCCCUCUACGCCUCCGGCCGUACCACCGGCAUCGUGCUCGACUCUGGCGACGGCGUCACCCACAACGUGCCCAUCUAUGAGGGCUACGCGCUGCCACACGCCAUCAUGCGCCUGGACCUGGCCGGCCGCGAUCUCACCGACUACCUGAUGAAGAUCCUCACCGAGCGUGGCUACUCCUUCGUGACCACAGGUGCGCGGCGCCGGGGGCUCCCUGGGCAGGUGGGCGGGCUGCGCGCAAGUCCCCGGCCCAUGCUGAGGGCUCCUCCUCCGCCCCGGUCCCCCGCAGCUGAGCGCGAGAUCGUGCGCGACAUCAAGGAGAAGCUAUGCUACGUGGCCCUGGACUUCGAGAACGAGAUGGCCACCGCCGCCUCCUCCUCCUCCCUGGAGAAGAGCUACGAGCUGCCAGACGGCCAGGUCAUCACCAUCGGCAACGAGCGCUUCCGCUGCCCGGAAACGCUCUUCCAGCCCUCCUUCAUCGGCAUGGAGUCGGCGGGCAUCCAUGAGACUACCUACAACAGCAUCAUGAAGUGCGACAUCGAUAUCAGGAAGGACCUGUACGCCAACAAUGUCAUGUCAGGGGGCACCACCAUGUACCCGGGCAUCGCUGACCGCAUGCAGAAGGAGAUCACCGCUCUGGCCCCCAGCACCAUGAAGAUCAAGAUCAUCGCCCCGCCGGAGCGCAAGUACUCCGUGUGGAUCGGCGGCUCCAUCCUGGCCUCGCUGUCCACCUUCCAGCAGAUGUGGAUCACCAAGCAGGAGUACGACGAGGCCGGCCCAUCUAUCGUCCACCGCAAAUGCUUCUAAACCCCAUUCCAACAGCUGCGACUUCUCCUCAGGACGACGAAUCUGCUCAAGUGCAGUGGCUGACCUCGAGCCACCAAGCGGCAACUGCUCUCCCACCGCCUGCGUUGCUGCUGCCCAAACCGACACAAUGUUUAUAACGUGUACAUACAUUAACUUAUUUACCUCAUUUUGUUAUUUUUAAAACGAAGCCCUGUGGAAGGAAAUGGAAAACUUGAAGCAUUAAACUCAGCCAUUCUGUUAUGCUGCGUAAAA
This is a messenger RNA of Sus scrofa (pig), 1847 nucleotides long. NCBI's taxonomy places the organism in Eukaryota, Metazoa, Chordata, Mammalia, Artiodactyla, Suidae. The record is from RefSeq and is a predicted model, not a curated record.